GCGGUGAGGAUGUCGGUGAAUUAUGCGGCUGGCCUGUCGCCGUACGCAGACAAGGGCAAGUGCGGUCUCCCCGAGGUGUUUGACCCCCCUGAGGAAUUGGAGCAGAAGGUAUGGGAGCUGGCACAGCUGGUCUGGCAGUCCUCCAACGUGGUGUUCCACACGGGCGCGGGCAUCAGCACCGCCUCAGGCAUCCCUGACUUCAGGGGUCCCCAUGGUGUCUGGACAAUGGAGGAGCGAGGCCUGGCCCCCAAGUUCGACACCACCUUCGAGAACGCGAGGCCCACGAAGACCCACAUGGCACUGGUGCAGCUGGAGCGCGUGGGCCUCCUCCGCUUCCUGGUCAGCCAGAACGUGGAUGGGCUGCAUGUGCGAUCCGGCUUCCCCAGGGACAAGCUGGCAGAGCUUCAUGGAAACAUGUUCGUAGAAGAAUGUGUCAAGUGUAAGACGCAAUACGUCCGGGACACCGUGGUGGGGAGCAUGGGCCUGAAGGCUACCGGCCGCCUCUGCACCGUGGCCAAGUCAAGGGGGCUACGGGCCUGCAGGGGGGAGCUGAGAGACACCAUCCUAGACUGGGAGGAUGCCCUGCCUGACCGAGACCUCACCCUCGCUGACGAGGCCAGCAGGAACGCCGACCUGUCCAUCACGCUGGGCACCUCCCUGCAAAUCCGGCCCAGCGGGAACCUGCCGCUCACCACCAAACGCCGGGGCCGGCUGGUCAUUGUCAACCUUCAGCCCACCAAGCACGACCGCCAUGCAGACCUGCGUAUCCACGGCUACGUAGAUGAGGUCAUGACCCGGCUCAUGAAGCACCUGGGCCUGGAGAUCCCGGCCUGGGACGGCCCCCGUGUCCUAGAGCUCACUUUAUUACUCGUCUCUGCCCUUGUGGGGAGACCUCAGGACUCUGAGAGCUGGGCUCCAGGCCCACAUUACACCUCCCUUAGCUUGGGGCCUCUGGAGGGGGCCUGGCAAGGGGCAUCCCUGCCCUGGGCCUAACCUUGGAGCUGACACUCCUGACACCUGCUCCACCCUUAGGCCCCAGCCCUGACUCAGGAUGUUUUUGGGAGGUGUGGCCAGGCCCUCUCUGGUUUCCAGCCUAAACAGGAAUUGACCCCCUCUGCCCUCUGGACCCUCACACUCCCCAUCUCUUGCCUACCCCAGAAUUGCCUCACAGUCCCUCCAGGAGGGAAGGGAGGCAGAGUCACCAUUUAGGAGCCAAACAUCAUGCCAGGACAGGCAAUAGAGGCUUGCACUGCCUUUGGGGCUGGAGGGAGAAAGAGAUGAGGCCACCUGGCUUCCUCCAGGCUUCCAGAAAAGCCUUCAAUGCAAUAAAAAGCAACGUUUCUUGCA
Sus scrofa (pig) is the source of this 1347-nucleotide messenger RNA. It is a transcript of the gene SIRT6, whose product is annotated as sirtuin 6. Gene Ontology annotation, cellular component: nucleus. Lineage: Eukaryota; Metazoa; Chordata; Mammalia; Artiodactyla; Suidae. Gene Ontology annotation, biological process: negative regulation of transcription by RNA polymerase II. Gene Ontology annotation, molecular function: NAD+ binding; histone H3K9 deacetylase activity, NAD-dependent; transcription corepressor activity. The record is from RefSeq and is marked provisional.